This is a messenger RNA of Pseudopipra pipra, 3298 nucleotides long. Its product is annotated as glutamine-rich protein 2-like. The transcript is spliced from 17 exons. The record is from RefSeq and is a predicted model, not a curated record. Lineage: Eukaryota; Metazoa; Chordata; Aves; Passeriformes; Pipridae. Bases 1352 to 3253 code for a protein of 633 amino acids.
AACCAAGAGCUGAGUGUGAGUUGCCUUGUAACAGAACCAGAGUCUGACAUGGCAGAGGAGGAACUGGCUCAGCUGUAACUCAAGUCUUAAACUGAAUAAAUGAACAAUAAUGGGCUCUCUUCUUUCCUGGAAGAGCUUUGGGCAUGGUUCAGUGAUUAAAAGGGAUUCCAAAAGGGCUGGAUAAGGACUUUGGACAAGGGCCCUGAGUGACAGGACAGGGGGCAAGAGCUUCCCACUGCCAGAGGGCAAGGUUGGAUGGGAUAUUAGGAAAAAAUUCUUCCCUGUGAGGGUGGUGAGGAACUGGCACAGGUGGCCCAGAGAAAAGUGUGGCUGCCCCAUCCCUGCAAGUGUUCAAGGCCAGGUUGGACUGGGCUUGGAGCAACCUGGGCUAGUGGAAGGUUUCCCUGUCCCUGUCCAUUGCAGGGGGGUGGAAUGAGAUGAGCAUUAAGGUCCCUUCCAGCCCAAACCUUUCCAUGGCUCUAUGACCUCAUGACUCUAUGACCUCAUGUCUCCAUGGCUCUGUGACCCACUGUGUCCUGGGGGUGGGGUGGGGCCGUUGCCUGGCAACGGGAGCUGUGAUGAAGAGGGGCACGUGCAGCGCAGGCCCCAGUCCUUCGAGGGCCGAGGAAGGAGGAAGGAGCCUUCUGGCGACUGACCCGCUUCCUCAUCGCUUUGGCUGAUCCGUUUGAUCAGGCUACUUGCUCUAUCAUUUUAUCAACCCCUUUGCUUAUCCCUGUUACCACCCCUAUUGGUCUCCCCUUUUAUCAUUCCUAUAGGUCACCCCUUUUAAAAUCCCUAUAGGUCAUCCCUUUUAACAUCCCAAUAAGUCAUCCCUUUUAGAAUCCCAAUUGGUCAUCCCUUUUAGAAUCCCUAUAAGGCAUCCCUUUUAGAAUCCCUGUAGGUUAGACAUUCUACCAUCCCUAUAGGCAUCCCUGUUAUCAUCCCUAUAGGAUAUACAGUUUAAAACCCCUAUAAGUCAUCCCGUUUUAGAAUCCUUAUAGGGCAUCCCUUGUAUCAUCCCUAUUAGGCAUCCCUGUUAUCAUUCCUAUAGGACAUACAGUUUAAAACCCCUAUAGUCAUCCCUUUUGGAAUUCCUAUAGGUCAUCACUUUUAUCAUCCCUAUAGGUCACAUAGUUUAAAAUCCCUCUAGGUCUUCCCUUUUAGCAUCCCCAUAGGUCAUCCCGGUUAUCAUCCCUAUAGGUCAUCCCGGUUAUCAUCCCUAUAGGGCAUCACCCUUAUCAUCCCGAUAGGUCAUAUAUUUUAAAAUCCCUAUUGGUCAGCCCAUUUGCCAUCCCUUUUGUGCAUUCCUGGCAGAUCCUGUCUGGGCAGAAAGGCUUUUGUUUUUGCAGACAUGGCGACUCCCUUGGACACUCUCAGCCUCUCCCAGCUGCUGGAUCUCGCCAUCGGGAUGCCCCAAAAUGGAGCCGUCCACUUUGCGGCCAUGAGGAAACUGCUGCAGGCCGUGCUGGGGCACCUGGACGUGCAGUACCUGACAGCCCAGGAGCCGUGGACGGGCGAGCUGAGUGGCCCCUCACUGGCUGAGUUGGCCAUGGGCAUGAAGGACAUGAAGCAGGAGAUGGAAUCCUGCAGGAAACUCAUAUCUGAGACUGUCUCUCAGGAGAUUGGUGAGAUAAAGGCCGAACAUUCCCGUGUGUCAGAGGACAUCAGGAAGAUCCAGGAGGCACAGGCUAUGGCUGACUCCAAGCAUCUGCAGGAGAUUGACAAGUUAAAGGCUGCACAGUCCCGCAUGGCAGAGGACAUGAAGAAGGUCCAGCAGGAGCUUGACCAGGCCAUGGCUGAGUGCCAGGAUCUCCGUGAGGAGAUUGACAGGAUGAAGGUGACACAGACACACAUGGAAGAUGACAUUCGGAGGAUGAAGGAGGCGCUUGCAUUGAUGAAGAAGAUGGAGGACGACAUCAGAAAGCUGAGGGAGGAUGUCGCCAAGUGGAAAGAAGAGAUCAGCAAGCAGAUCACUCAGCAAAUGGAGUGUGUGCUGCAGGAGACAAAGAGUGAGCUGAAGAAGAUGGAGGAGCAGCAGGAGAUGAAGAAUUCCAUGCUGGAGCAGCUGGUGACUGAGACAGCCAACCAGCUGAAUGCUCAGGACCAGCAGCUGCUGCAGCACAUGGAAGACUCAUUCAGCAAGAUUCAAAAGGAAUACAAGAAGCUCAGCUACAUCUCAGAGAGUAUCCAGACAGACUGUCAGAUGAAGCAGAAAGCUAUUGAGAUGCUGUUCCAGUCCUUGGAGAGGCUGAAGAAGGAAAAAGUAGAUGAGCAGAACAUGUUGACAGCAAUGGACAUGAAAGCGGACAAAGAUGCCUUGGGCAGCAAAGUUGAUUGCACUCAGUUUGAGGCGAGCAUGGAGCAAAUGGAUGGAAGGAUGCAGGAGAUGCAGGGCCAGAUGUCAGGACAGAAGCAGCACUGCAACGAGCUGCAGCAGAAGCUCAAGGACAUGAUGGAAAACAAGCUGGAUCGUGGGGAGCUGAAGUAUUUCCGAAAUCGGUUAGAGGAGAUCUGGAAGGGGAAGAUGGAAGAACUUGAGAACAGGAUCUUGGGUGACAGCGCCGCUGGGAUGAGGAAGCAGCUGCCAGUCCCUUUCACGUGCCUGUCCUGUGACCGCCCAGUCAAAAUGCAGGUUCCUGGCCCUUAUCCUGAGACACUCCCAUAUUUUCAGCCACUGCCCCCCAGGAAGGAUGCACAGCAAAGCCAAAGGAGACCAGUGGUCAAUGGCAGGGUCCCCCGAGUGCCCCAGACCAGUGGGGACCCUGAGAGAUUCAGCCACGCGGUGCAGCGCAUCCAGCCUUGCCCCCGCCUCAGUGCACAACUGCAGGGCCUCAUGACACUCCCCAGCAAGCCUAAGGUGGACAAGAUGGUGGGACAUUGUGGCCACAGCUCCCAGGGCCAGAAGGACCAGCCUCCCGUGGUGGAGAGCACACAGGAAGAGCCAGGCCCUUCCACCUCACAGGAGCAACGACCAGCCAAGACCCGCAAGCCCAAGCACGUCACGUGGGCACCACAGCUCACCCAGAUAAAGAUCAUCCCGGCCCGUGAGACAUCACCUCCCCCCAGUCUGCCGGACAGGACUGGGCGCCCAGCAGUGUCACCAAGGCCCCCUCGGAGGGCUUCCCAGGCCUCCAGGGCAGAGGUCUCGGUAGCUCUGUGGCGGCGUCUGAGUGCACCUGGACCUGCUCCUACACGGCCCGACCUGGCACGUCAAAUUAGAAGAGAGAAAAGUCAACAGCCUGCCAGAAAAUAAUUUUUGGUUUUAUUAAGUUAAUAAAAAACCGAUAAAAAUGCAAAA